UUCGCUGUACAGUGUUCAUGUGUGCAUUAGUUUAUUUUUGCAUUUUCUGCUAGUAAAAUUGUAUUUCACUGCGAAUAUUGGGAGUGAAUCACGAAAAUGUUAAGUCUCCGAGCAUACGCCAGUGGAAGUAGCAGCAACAGCAGCAGCGAUGACGAUUCAGACCAGGAAGAUCAACUGCAACCGGUGGCUUCGAGUAGCAAAGCAUCCAGUGCAGCCAAGGAAGAGGAACUUGCACAUCUCAAACCGAUCACGGACAGUUCAAUGUCGGUGGCAAAAUCCCUGCAAGUCUGUGCUGCACCGGUGGUCGUUCCAACGGAUCAAACGGAAGUAUCCCGAAUGAUAGCCCCUAGUGUGACGGAACUCAACUACAAUCCACGUUAUGAAGAACUGUUUGCUCCGGUAGCUGGUCCGGUCAAUCCAUUCUUAACGGAACAAAUGAGAGCCCAAAAGAAUACGUUGACUGGUUUCGUUGAGAAAGCCCACAUAAGCGAUUUCCAGUUUGACAAUCAACGCAAAACCUUCCACAGUUACGGGUAUGCACUGGAUCCUUCGGUUGAUACGAACAUCACAGCUGAUGGAGAUGAGGGGCCUAGUUACGUAGGACACUUGCAAGCUGCGUACGAUACAGAUGGCAAAACCGUGUUCGAGUCGUGCAAACCGAAUCGAACGGGGGACAGAAGAAAACGAGUCAAGAACACUGAUCCGGCUGACGUGGAAGGUUUCCUAGGACCGUGGGGAAAGUUUGAAGAUGAGGAAACUAUUGCACGUCCCAGCGACCAGGAACGUGUUGAGAUCGAAGAGAUGAUGGCCAAAAAGCAGCGCAGAAACCGUGUCACCGAGGAUAAGCCGAUUGAAGAGAAAUCGGUUCUGCACAUCAAGGACUCUGUCGAUUAUCAGGGUAGAUCAUUCCUGCAUCCACCGCAUGAUUCUGGAGUUAAUUUGCGGAAGAGUAGCGCUCCAGAUCGGUGCUUCCUCCCGAAGGCUCACAUUCACACGUGGACCGGACACACGAAGGGAAUCUCUGCCGUCCGAUGGUUUCCUGUAUCUGCACAUUUGUUGCUUUCCUGUAGCAUGGAUGCGCGUAUCAAAAUCUGGGAAGUCUACAACGAGAGAAGAUGCGUUCGGACUUACUCAGGUCAUCGGCAGGCAGUUCGGGACGUUAGCUUCAACAAUCGGGGUGAUAGGUUUGUUUCGGCCGGAUACGAUCGCUAUCUGAAACUGUGGGACACGGAAACGGGCGAUGUCAUAUCGAGAUUCAGCUCCCGGAAAAUUCCGUUCUGUGUCAAGUUUCAUCCGGAUUUCAAUAAGCAGCAUUUGUUCGUAGCUGGAACGUCGGAUAAGAAAAUUAUUUGCUGGGACACCCGCAGCGGUGAAAUUGUUCAGGAAUAUGACAGGCAUUUGGGUGCUGUAAAUACCAUCACUUUCGUGGACGAGAAUCGCCGCUUCGUCACCACAUCGGACGACAAGAGUUUACGAGUUUGGGAAUGGGACAUUCCGGUGGAUAUGAAGUACAUUGCCGAUCCCACGAUGCAUUCGAUGCCGGCAGUUACGCUUUCGCCGAACGGAAAGUGGUUGGCGUGUCAAAGUUUGGAUAACAAGAUUGUCAUCUUUUCGGCAAUCAAUCGAUUCAAAAUGAAUCGUAAAAAGACCUUUACCGGUCACAUGGUGUCCGGUUAUGCGUGCAACUUGGACUUUUCGCCCGAUAUGAGUUACCUAGUGUCGGGAGAUGGCGACGGGAAGUGCUACAUUUGGGACUGGAAGACGACCAAGUUAUAUAAGAAAUGGCAAGCACACGAUAACGUUUGUAUUGCAGCGCUUUGGCAUCCGCACGAAGCCAGCAAGCUUGUGACGGCUGGUUGGGAUGGAGUAAUUAAAUAUUGGGAUUAGAAUGUGGACGACAAUGUGUGAGUAUGGUAAUCUUUAUGCUCCAAUACA
Molecule: messenger RNA, 1935 nt
Organism: Ochlerotatus camptorhynchus
Lineage: Eukaryota; Metazoa; Arthropoda; Insecta; Diptera; Culicidae
Product: pre-mRNA-processing factor 17
Exons: 4
Coding region: 97-1887 (596 amino acids)
Biological process (GO): mRNA splicing, via spliceosome
Cellular component (GO): catalytic step 2 spliceosome
Molecular function (GO): mRNA binding; protein binding
Source: RefSeq, a predicted model, not a curated record